AUGAAGUUUGGAGAGACUUUUAAGGAGUAUCUGCAUGGGGAUCAGGAAUGGUUUUUGGAUAAGUUUUCUCAUGUUGAGUAUCAAAGGCUUAAGAAAGUGCUAAAAAGCUGCAGAACCUGUAAAGCAUUACAUGACUCUAACCAAAAAAAUGAACAAAUAGAUGAUGGGAAGAAUCCCACGUUGUCUCAGUUCUGUCAAUGCCAAUCUUGCCCGACGUGUGAUCAGAUGUUCUUUACUGAAUUGACGAGGGAAGCUACCAAUAUAGCUGGAUGCUUUAGUUCCAGAGUAAAACAUCUCCUCCAUCUUCAUGUUGCCACUGGAAUGCAGAGAUACAUUUUGCGGUUACGACAAUGUUUCAAAAAUGAUCAGCAAGCCUUGGUACAAGAAGGGCGGAUGUUAAUAGAGUAUAUUACAAUGAAUGCAAUUGCUAUAUGUAAAAUCCUGAAGAAGUAUGAUAAAGUACAUAGCUCUGUAAAUGGGAAGAAUUUCAAAUCCAAGAUGAGGGCUGAACAUCUGGAGCUUUUGCAAUCACCUUGGCUGAUAGAAUUGGGAGCUUUUAACUUGAAUUUGAAUGGAUCAGAUGGUGGAGAAUUUAUUCAGUUUUCUGGUUCUUUUGCUUGCAACCUCAAUGCAACGGAACCCGUGAUGACACUGAUGCUUCCGAAUUCAAUAAUGUUAGAAUAUGAUUUAACAUGUGCUAUUUGCUUGGAAACUGUUUUCAAUCCAUAUGCCUUGAGUUGUGGUCAUCUUUUCUGCAAGUCAUGUGCUUGCUCAGCUGCUUCUGUGAUGAUCUUUCAAGGACUUAAAGCUACAAGUCCAGAUUCAAAGUGUCCAAUCUGUAGAGAGGCUGGAGUAUAUGCUAAUGCGGUACGCAUGCUAGAGCUAGAUCUGCUAAUUAAAAGAAGGUACAAAGAUUAUUGGAAAGAGAGGCUCAUCGCAGAACGCGCCAUGACGGUGAAACAGUCUAAGGACUACUGGGAAUCGCAAACGAAAUAUGUGAUUGGCUAUUAA
Durio zibethinus is the source of this 1011-nucleotide messenger RNA. RefSeq names its product putative E3 ubiquitin-protein ligase BAH1-like. NCBI's taxonomy places the organism in Eukaryota, Viridiplantae, Streptophyta, Magnoliopsida, Malvales, Malvaceae. The record is from RefSeq and is a predicted model, not a curated record.